Aureobasidium uvarum is the source of this 1001-nucleotide messenger RNA. The record is from the annotation of a GenBank genome assembly. Lineage: Eukaryota; Fungi; Ascomycota; Dothideomycetes; Dothideales; Saccotheciaceae.
CCAUGUCUCCUCCUUCUCAAGCACACCGUCCCUAUUCGGAACAGCACCAAGAUCCAGCUGGACCUGACGACGCCCGCCCUACAGCUAUUCAGAUCGUCCAGGACUUGGGCCUAGAGGGCAAGCUUGAAGACACGACAGUCCUGAUCACUGGCUGCAGUGCAGGACUUGGAGUCCAGACUGCCAAAGCCUUGUACUUGACUGGCGCCAAAAUCUACAUUACUGUCCGUGAUGAGCAGAAGGGUCAGAAAGCCAUCGAGGCCAUCACCAAGGACGCACCCCAAGGCCAAGCCAUUGAGGUAGUGUACAUGGAUCUUGGAGAUUUCGACAGCGUGCGUGCUGCAGCAAAGGACUUUAUGAGCAGAAGCAACAAACUCAAUAUUCUGAUCAACAACGCUGGCAGAACUGUCAGUAGUUUCGAGACUCAAAUGGGCAGCAACCACUUUGGCCAUUUCCUCCUGUUCCAGCUCCUCAGGCCUCUUUUGCUUUCCUCGUCGACACUUACCCAGACCUCUCGUGUCGUCACCUUGUCCAGCUAUGGCCACACCUUCUCACCCAUCCGCUUUGACGACAUGAACUUCGAAAAGUCCGACUACAACGCAUGGGCAGCUUACGGUCAAAGCAAGACUGCGAACAUUUACAUGGCUAACAGCAUUGAUCGUCUCUACGGAUCUCAAGGCCUGCGCGCAGUUUCUGUGCACCCAGGUCUCAUCUUCAAUACUGAGUUGAUGCGUCACAGCUCCAAAGACGCCUUCGACGACUUUGGAGGUGCAGAUAUCUUUGGCAAGCUCGAGAAAACUCCCGAGCAAGGUGCGGCAACCACUGUCUGGGCUGCGCUGACACCUCACUUCAACGACAAGGGUGGUGUGUACUGUGCUGAUUGCGGAGAAUCUGUCGAAGCUGGAGAGAAUGCGCCGACCGGUGGUCCCGAGUAUGUCAGUCAUGCUUAUGACGAAGAGGCCGAGGAUCGUCUGUGGGAGCUUAGUUGCAAAGCCGUUGGUGCA